AGUCCCUCCUUGCGCGCCCAUUUCGAGCCCGAAUGUCAAGCUCGACUUUGGGGACCUGAGAAUCCAGCACAUAUUUUCCAGGACUAGAUUCUUGGCUAUGCGGGCAGGAAUGGCGCAGCUGGAGGGUUACUAUUUCUCGGCAGCCCUGAGCUGUACCUUUUUAGUGUCCUGCCUCCUUUUCUCUGCUUUCAGCCGGGCGCUGCGAGAGCCCUACAUGGACGAGAUCUUCCACCUGCCGCAGGCACAGCGCUACUGUGAGGGCCAUUUCUCCCUCUCGCAGUGGGACCCCAUGAUUACUACAUUACCUGGCUUAUACCUGCUGUCAGUUGGAGUGGUCAAACCUGCCAGUUGGAUCUUCGGAUGGUCAGAACACGUUGUCUGCUCCAUUGGAAUGCUCAGAUUUGUUAAUCUUCUCUUCAGUGUUGGCAACUUCUAUUUACUAUAUUUGCUUCUCCACAAGGUGCAACCCAGGCACAAGGCUGCCUCAAGUAUCCAGAGAAUCUUGUCAACAUUAACAUUAGCAGUAUUUCCCACACUCUAUUUUUUUAACUUCCUUUAUUAUACAGAAGCAGGAUCCAUGUUUUUUACUCUUUUUGCCUACUUGAUGUGUCUUUAUGGAAAUCAUAAAACUUCAGCCUUGCUUGGAUUUUGUGGCUUCAUGUUUCGUCAAACAAAUAUCAUCUGGGCUAUCUUCUGCGCAGGAAACGUCAUUGCACAAAAGUUGACUGAAGCUUGGAAAACCGAGCUACAAAAGAAGAAAGAAGAGAAGCUUCCCUCUAUUAAAGGACCAUUUUCAGAAUUCAGGAAAAUUCUUCAGUUCCUUUUGGCUUAUUCCAUGUCCUUUAAGAACUUGAGUAUGCUUUUCCUUUUGACUUGGCCCUACAUCCUUCUAAUGUUUCUGUUUUGUGCUUUUGUGGUAGUUAAUGGUGGAAUUGUUAUUGGUGACCGGAGUAGUCAUGAAGCCUGCCUACACUUUCCUCAGCUAUUCUACUUUUUCUCUUUUACUCUCUUUUUUUCCUUUCCUCACCUACUGUCUCUUAAGAAAAUCAGGUCUUUUCUUUGCUUAGUUUGGAAACGGAGAAUUCAGUUUUUUGUGAUUACUUUAGUCUCCAUAUUUUUAGUUUGGAAAUUUACUUAUGCUCAUAAAUACUUGCUAGCAGAUAAUAGACAUUAUACAUUCUAUGUGUGGAAAAGAGUUUUUCAAAGAUAUGAAAUUGUGAAAUAUUUGUUAGUUCCAGUUUAUAUAUUUGCCGGUUGGAGUAUCGCUGACUCAUUGAAAUCAAAGUCGAUAUUCUGGAAUUUAAUGUUUUUCAUAUGCUUAUUCACCGUUAUAGUACCUCAGAAACUGCUAGAAUUUCGUUACUUCAUUUUACCCUAUGUUAUUUAUAGGCUUAACAUACCUCUGCCACCUACAUCCAGACUUGUUUGUGAGCUGGGUUGCUAUGCAGUUGUGAAUUUCCUAACUUUUUAUAUCUUUCUGAAUAAAACUUUUCAGUGGCCAAAUAGUCAGGACAUUCAGAGGUUUAUGUGGUAAUAUCAGAAACAUCUUGAACUCUAAAAAUAGACUUAUUAUUUAGACUAUUUCCAUAAUGAAAACUACGUAGAAAUUUUUAAAUUUCUUUUAGGCACCAUGGUGAUCCGCAGAUCACAUCAGAUUUUUUGUGCUUUAAAUAUCAGAAAUAUGUAUUUUAAAUAUAUAUAUGUGAAAUAUGUAUAUAUAUAUAUACGUAUAUAUAUAUAUAUGUAUAUCUAUCUAUCUAUCUAUGACCCAAGGAAGUUAAAUGGUAAAGAACUGAGAAAAGUUUAAGACUUGCUCCAUAAGCCUGAAUAAUGAUGGGAAAGUAAAAUUAUUCAUAGCUAUCUCAUGAUAUUUCUUUGAUACUGUUGGCCACUCAAAAAGCUUGGAAACUUUUUUGUAUACAAGUUUAUUUAUUAAUUCUCUUCAGAAAAAGUAGCAAAGUCUUUGAAAAAUAUUUACAAAUGAUUAGGUAAUAUUAUUGAUUGAAAAGUUGUUUAGCAUUUUAGUAAAUAUAAUUUCAAUCAUAAGGUAAAAUAGACUCACAUAGAUAGUAAAUGUUGUAAAAUAGAGGCUUUUCUGUGUUUAUCUAGGAAUCAAAUUGUUGAUUUUUAUUAAAAAUCUAGAAAUGAUGAAGUCCUUUCACCGUUCCUAAUAUGAAAUAUAUCAUGAGCAAAGAUAAAUUGUAUUGAUAAUAAUACCUUUUAAAAGGGCUUUUCUUUCUGAAAUACACUACUUUAUCAGUUUCCUUUGGCUGCCGUAACAAAUUACCACAAGUUUGGUGGCUUAAAAAAAAUUUCAGAAUUCUGGAGGCUGGAAGCCUAAAAUUAAGAUGUCAGCAGUGUUGGUUGCUUUUGGAGGCUGUAAAAGAGAAUCCAUUCCAUGCUUCUCUCCUACCUUCUGCAGUCCAUGGUGUUCCUUGGUUUAUAGAUGUAUCACUCCAGUAUCUGCCUUUGUCUUCACAUGGCCUUCCUCCCAUCUUCUUUCUCUUACAAGGACAAUGUCUGUGGAUUUAGGGCCCACCCUAAUCCAGGAUAAUUGUGUGUUCAGAUCUUUAACUUAAUUAUGUCUACAAAGACUCUUUUUCCAUAUAAGGUCAUAUUUACAGGUUCCAAGUUGACCUAUCUUUUUGUGGGGCACUUUUUAACCCACCAAAGUUACCAAAGGAGGUUUUACAAUAAAUUUCAUAAAACUUGUAGGAAAUAAAUUUUUGAUGAGAUAUUUUAAAUAAAAUUGCAUCUUUUCAGAGAGGUUAAAAACAAGUGACUUGCAGGGUCACAUAAUUAUAAAACUAAAAGUAACUGGUAUUUGAUUCCAUUAUCCAAAAAACGUUAGAAUUUAAAGGAAGUUUAGAAAUUAUUUGAUCUAGUCUUAUUUUGUAGAUUAGGGAACAAAUGCUUGGGUAGGAUUUGGUGGGAUUAAUUUUGGAUUCUGUGUCUGCUAUUUGGAGUACAUUCAUUGGGUUGUCAUUCCCUAACAGAGAAGUAUUAUUUGGAUAUGCUAACAUUGACAUGUAAACUUAGAACUGUAACUAGAAUUCAUUUUUUAAUCCAGUUUUACAUUUGUAAACUUUUCAAUAACUGUGUGAACUGUCUUAAGUGUUGGAUUAUGCUUUCUCUGGGUUUUAAAUAAUGAGUGGAUUUGGAAGGUACUGUUCAUUUGCAAUAUAAAAUUAUGCACAGGUGAAAAUACAAGUGUAGUCUUGAGUAAUAAAUGCAAAGUCUGGUUUUACACACUCUUUGGGGCCAAGCUGUACUCUAUUUAGUGCUUAGAAAGUAGAUUGACUCUUUAGUUAUAACAGUGACUGUAGGACAAAUGUUUUUACCGAAACUUUUUUUUUAAUUAGACAAGAAAGCACACUCAAAUAAUUAUUUUAUAAUGGAGAUAUGAAGUCAAAAUUCUCCCCCAAAUGUGCAAUUUAGGAAAAAGAAAUUUCUUAUCUGAUGCCAUUGGUGCAAGGCUUUUGUUUUUUAGGCAUAUUUCUGAGACAAAAAAAAAACCUUUUUCUCUCUAGUCUGGCAAGAAGGAGGAAACUAUUCUACUCCAUGUAUUAAAGGAAUCAUUGUUCUAAUUCAUUUUUAAGUGUUGAGUCCCUGCCCUUUUAAGAGAUCUUUUGGAAUGCUGUGAAUUAAAAGGUGCUCUACAGAGCUGCUUUUAGAAACAUCCUGAAGUUAUAUGUGUUUUGACUCUUUUUCAAGAGUUACCAAAUAGAUAUGUUUGAUAUUAUUUUUUAAAAAAUUAGACUUAAUGAUUAGAAGGUAAUUCUUAAAAAAAAAAAAGUGUUGAUAAGCUAGAGACCCUGUAGGGCCUUGCAGUUAUUGUUAUUAAAGUCUGUAAAUGGGUUUUGGGGGUUUUUUUGUUUUUUGUUUUUUGCGGUACGCGGGCCUCUCACUGUUGUGGCCUCCCCCGUUGCGGAGCACAGGCUCCGGACGCACAGGCUCAGCGGCCAUGGCUCACGGGCCCAGCCGCUCCGCGGCAUGUGGGAUCUUCCCGGACCGGGGCAUGAACCCGUGUUCCCUGCAUCGGCAGGCGAACUCUCAACCACUGCGCCACCAGGGAAGCCCUAAAUGGGGUUAUUUUAAAGAAUAUCAUAAAAAGAUUUGGUCCGUAAGUUUUUUAGGCCCAGUAAUAUAUCUUUUUGGACUUUUUCUACCUUGUAUGAAAUUCUGUAGAUACAGAGUAUUAUCUCUAUAUAGCAUUAGGAAGGUUCCAAUGUGUUGUGUUUCCUCACAUUUAUAUUUUCUUUUAGUGGAUACCUAGAAAUCUUUUCUAAUGCAUCUAUGUAUGUAAAUUAUUUGGAAAUAUUGAUACAGUCAUUUCUCAGUUUAAGCAUAGCAUGUCAUUUUGGCAAGAGAAAUUAUGUUAGCUUUCUGGUCUCUUCCUCCUUCUUCUUAGAGUUAUUUCAGGAAUGUGCUUAGCCUGUCACAACAUACCUUAAUAAAAAUGGCUUAAUUCAGUUUAUUUCUAAUAAAUAAAUAAUAUAGUG
Messenger RNA from Lagenorhynchus albirostris (white-beaked dolphin), 4502 nucleotides. It is a transcript of the gene ALG10, whose product is annotated as ALG10 alpha-1,2-glucosyltransferase. Lineage: Eukaryota; Metazoa; Chordata; Mammalia; Artiodactyla; Delphinidae. The coding region runs from base 98 to 1534 and encodes 478 amino acids. Gene Ontology annotation, cellular component: endoplasmic reticulum. Gene Ontology annotation, molecular function: dolichyl pyrophosphate Glc2Man9GlcNAc2 alpha-1,2-glucosyltransferase activity. The record is from RefSeq and is a predicted model, not a curated record. The transcript is spliced from 3 exons. Gene Ontology annotation, biological process: dolichol-linked oligosaccharide biosynthetic process; protein N-linked glycosylation.